Messenger RNA from Clonostachys solani, 1575 nucleotides. NCBI's taxonomy places the organism in Eukaryota, Fungi, Ascomycota, Sordariomycetes, Hypocreales, Bionectriaceae. The record is from the annotation of a GenBank genome assembly.
AUGCUUAGGCGGACUACACGACGCACUGCUGGAGCUUCUCCUGCCAGCGAGGCUCCUGCCAGCGAUGCUCCUGCCAGCGAUGCUCCUCCCAACGCUCUGUCCGGCGGUGCCAUUUCCAGCUCUUCCAGCUCUGGAUUGAAGCGUCGCCGCGAUGCUGGCUCGCCCGAUCCCAAACCUGCCCCAAAAGAAGACGACAAAGAAGACGGCGUAAUUGUCGUCGAUAUGGCAGGGCGCCAACCUCGCCCGCGCCCACAGCUCCCACUCUCGGGAAGUUCCGCUAUGUUUGUCAAGAAAGAAGACCAAGAUGAGCUCUCGCGUCGCCCUACCACGCCACCGAUAAGCUCACGGAGCAAGAAGCGGGCUCGAUUUAGUUCUCCAGUCAGCUUUUCCACCCCGCCAAAUGCUGAAGACGAGCCUCGAGAUGCCAUCUCGUCCCCUCCGAGAAAGCGUCUUCGCCGACUUGGACCACCAAGGCCUUGGGCCUCGGAUCGCCUGGCUGAUCCAACUGGAGCGGGCAAUGAGCCUUCUCCCACAAAGCCAGAGCUCACACCGCCGCGAUUGUGGUUCAACUGCAUUUCAAAGAAGCAGAAACGUCUGGCAGAAAAGAACUCCAUUAAUGAGCUUGUCCAACAGAAGGGAUGGAACAAAACCCUAUGCAUCGAUCCAUUGCUGUGGACUAGGGCCCAAUGCCGACUUCUUAGGUGUCUGUUCAAGUACGACGAAGAUGCGCAACAGCGUUUCCCAGAAGGGUGGUAUGAGGACCACAGCUUGAGCAAGGUAGAUGCGUUCAAGAUGCAUGUAGAUGUAUGUAGCCCGCUCAGAACCCGCGAAGUCAAGCUUGAGGCACUUAUGCGAGUACUUCGCGACAACGACUUCGAAGUUUUGGGAAAUUCUCAUGAUAUGCCCAAGAACAUAUGGGUGUCGCCUUUUAGGCGCGACUUGAACUUUAUUUAUCACGGCAAGUCAUACGCCGAGGUCGCCGCAGACGCCAUCUUCUCGCAUACCGCUGGUAAGGAAAUCCACAGCCUGGCCUAUGUCGACCUCGACUACGCACGCGCCAAUCGCAGACUGGCUUUGAGCCUUGCUCCGCCUUCCUUCCGAGACGGUCAGCACCCCUCUGCUUUCGUCGGCCGGGAGCAGCCGGCUCCUAAGACGUUGCGCCACGAUGCACAGGAUCCAUACAUCGUGGGUGUCAUGAUCGCGUUGGCACAAAAGCAGCGCGAAGACGAGGUCCGAAAAUCUCAGCGCCAGCGUGAUGCUGCAACCCAAUCCGAGCCAUCGUCAUCCGAAGUCGGUACCAACGCCAAGCUGGCGAAGCCCCAGGUCGAUGAGACCGAUGCUUGCUACAAGGUUUCUGUCGUGGCCAUCCCGGAGAAGGCCGAUUACAUGUACUUCUAUACAGCUUCCUUCCCCUUCAAAUUCCUCCAGAAGCUCUAUCGGCCAUCUGAAUAUUCGGCCUCUGACUGGGUCCCUAUUCGCUACUUCCAGGCGCCCCUCAGGAAAAAACUCAACAUCUUGGAGAUGUUGACCCCUACCAUGAAGAAGAUAGUCGGUGAAGAGCGUACCUCACUGUAG